ACAGCUCGGCUCACGGCGCCUCCUCUCUCAUCAAACACUGUCCAUAUCUUUCACUUUCAGUCACAGCUUUACAGUUUGCUUAAUUCAAAGGCAGCAUGGUGAAGAAGGCAGUUUGUGUACUUAAAGGCACCGGGGAAGUGACCGGCACUGUUUAUUUCGAGCAAGAGGUAAAAAAAAAGAAUGACGGGUCUCCAGUGAAGCUCUCAGGUGAAAUCACUGGCCUUACUCCAGGAAAGCAUGGUUUCCAUGUCCAUGCUUUUGGAGACAACACAAAUGGCUGCAUCAGUGCAGGUCCGCACUUCAACCCUCACGAUAAAAAUCACGGUGGACCAACUGAUGGUGUCAGACAUGUCGGAGACCUUGGUAACGUGAUAGCUGGUGACAAUGGUGUUGCAAAAAUUGACAUUGUGGAUGAAAUGGUGACCCUUUUAGGGGAACACUCCGUCAUUGGGAGGACCAUGGUGAUCCAUGAGAAAGAGGAUGACUUGGGUAAAGGAGGCAAUGAUGAAAGUCUUAAAACUGGCAACGCUGGAGGUCGUCUGGCCUGUGGUGUUAUAGGCAUCACUCAGUGAAGUCCAGCUCUAAUCAAAGACUUAGCUUUGAAAUAAUGGUGACCAAUGUGGAUCCCCCUUCCGUAAGCACUUAGCCCAGUGACGAUUAUGAUCUCUAUUUUUGCUAGUUAAAGUUAAUGUUUAAGGAAUUAUACUUUAGCCAUGUUUUUCCAUACACUACUAUGUGGGUACUAUCUGCCUUCUUACAGCUACAAAGUGAUGUUUGUUUCCUCUGAUCUCUGUUUUAUUCAAUAAAGAUUGAGCAGACUGGAUAU
This is a messenger RNA of Sinocyclocheilus rhinocerous, 826 nucleotides long. It is a transcript of the gene sod1, whose product is annotated as superoxide dismutase 1, soluble. Gene Ontology annotation, biological process: superoxide metabolic process. The transcript is spliced from 5 exons. Gene Ontology annotation, molecular function: copper ion binding. Bases 96 to 572 code for a protein of 158 amino acids. The record is from RefSeq and is a predicted model, not a curated record. Lineage: Eukaryota; Metazoa; Chordata; Actinopteri; Cypriniformes; Cyprinidae.